Molecule: messenger RNA, 1779 nt
Organism: Gambusia affinis (western mosquitofish)
Lineage: Eukaryota; Metazoa; Chordata; Actinopteri; Cyprinodontiformes; Poeciliidae
Gene: opn4xa
Product: opsin 4xa
Exons: 10
Coding region: 97-1362 (421 amino acids)
Biological process (GO): G protein-coupled receptor signaling pathway; visual perception
Cellular component (GO): membrane
Molecular function (GO): G protein-coupled receptor activity
Source: RefSeq, a predicted model, not a curated record
AGGAUUUUUCAUCUACUGCACAGCUUCUAUGUUUCUUGUCUUCUGCCUCAAAGCAGAAAAGAAGAAGGAAAAUAAGCUCCAAUUUCAGCAAAAGGUAUGGAUCUAGAACACGGGUUCUAUCGGCAUGUGGACGUCCCGGACCACGUUCACUACAUCGUUGCCUUCUUCGUCUUAGUGAUCGGAGCAGUGGGAGUUUCUGGGAAUGCCUUGGUCAUGUAUGCUUUUUCUUGCAACAAGAAACUCUGGACACCUCCCAACUUCUUCAUCAUGAACCUGGCCAUCAGCGACUUCAUGAUGGCCAUCACACAGUCGCCCAUCUUUUUUGUUAACUGCCUCAAUAAGGGGUGGAUUUUUGGGGAAACAGGCUGUAAAAUUUAUGCCUUCUGCGGGGCUUUAUUCGGAAUCGCCUCGAUGAUAAACCUGCUCGCCAUCUCCAUAGACCGGUACAUAGUAAUCACCAAGCCUUUGCAGUCCAUAGGGUGGACUUCGGCAAGACGUACUUGCCUCAUAAUUGCACUUGUGUGGUUCUAUUCACUUGCUUGGAGCCUUGCACCACUUUUGGGGUGGAGUUCCUACAUCCCCGAGGGCCUAAUGACCUCCUGCACAUGGGACUAUGUGACAUCUACUCCAGCCAAUAAAAGCUACACUUUGAUGUUGUGCUGCUUCGUAUUCUUUGUCCCUCUGGGCAUCAUAUCCUACUGUUACUUGUGCAUGUUCCUAGCAAUUCGUCAUGCAAGCAGAGAUGUUGAGAAGUUGGGGUCUCAGGUGAGAAAGUCAACUCUGAUCCAACAGCAGUCUAUCAGGACUGAGUGGAAGUUGGCAAAGAUUGCCUUUGUGGUGAUCAUAGUGUUUGUACUUUCCUGGUCACCCUAUGCGUGUGUCACUCUCAUCGCCUGGGCUGGAUAUGCACACAUUCUCAAUCCAUACUCUAAAGCUGUCCCUGCGGUUAUUGCGAAAGCAUCUGCCAUCUACAACCCUUUCAUCUAUGGAAUCACUCACUCCAGAUACAGGGACACCCUGGCAGAGAAGGUCCCCUGCCUGCACUUCCUGGCCCAUGCCCCUAAAAGAAACUGCAUAUCAGUGUCAAACAGCAAGUCCUCCGUAAGAGACUCUGUGCUUAGCCAUCAGUCAUCAGUCUCCAAAUCACAGUUUCAGAGAGUUUCCUCCAUGUCUACAACAGACACAGUUUGCAGUGAUGUGGAGCUGGAUUCCAUGGAUCAGAGUCAUUGUGCUAAAACAGAUUAUUCCCCUGCUGCUGCAAAGGUCAAAGAACGUCCAAGUCAGGAAAAGGCUGCUUUUCCUGAGAAAACGUCACAGAAAAAUCUUUCGCCAGUAAGUCACAUCAGUUUAUCAACAGAAUAGAUGUUGUUAACUUGGAGGAGGAGAACCUUGAAAGCUGAACAACACGGAGAAAGCGGGACGAUGAAUAAAGCAUUUCAAAGUGAAGAUGUUGAGGCACAGCAGCCUCAGAAAGAGAAAAACAAGGAUGAGUCACGGGUGCUAGAAACUUUGGACAAUCAAGUAUGUCUUUUCCCCCUGAGAAGUCAGAUCCAACUCAAUGAAAAGCCUUCAGUUAUAUAACAAGACAAUGUCACACAAAGCCUACAAGAAGAAUCUGAUAGUUUGUUUACAACCUCUGGACUGUUCUGCUCAGCAAAUAAAGACUGCAGCAUUUCUGGAGCACAAGUUUCGACACGACUUAUUCCAAAAAGAUUUGAUCCAUGUGUCCAGACGUUUAACUGAAGAGCAGCAAGUAAAACUCUCUUCACCAAAGACGCA